Saccostrea echinata is the source of this 762-nucleotide messenger RNA. RefSeq lists its product as uncharacterized. Lineage: Eukaryota; Metazoa; Mollusca; Bivalvia; Ostreida; Ostreidae. Bases 1 to 762 code for a protein of 253 amino acids. The transcript has 2 exons. The record is from RefSeq and is a predicted model, not a curated record. Gene Ontology annotation, molecular function: nucleic acid binding.
AUGACAGGAAUUGAUUUUUCAGGGCCUCUGAUUGUGAAGGAAGUUAACAAGUCUCCAGGAAAAGCAGCAGCAUUAGAUAUAGACAAUAUUUUUCGCUCCAAUCGAGUUCAGAAUAAGUUGUCAUCUUUAUAUAUAGUUUGGAAAUUCAUUCCUGAUACAGCUUCCUGGUAUGGUGGAUGGUGGAGACGUAUUAUUGGAACAAAAUCUACAAUCAAAAAGGUAUUAGGAAAAGCCCAAGUCACAUCAUCGGAACUCAAUACUUUGCUAACAGAAAUGGAAUGCAUGUUGAACAAUAAACCCAUUACGUAUACGUUCACAGAUCUUGAGGACCCACAGCCACUCAUAUCUUCCCAUCUUCUAUACGGACGGAGUCUGGAUGUAUUGCCUUACUUCAAGCCGCCGGACGAAUCUUUACAGCCAUUCAACAUGAAAAGUAUUGAUGUAUGCAAAAGAGUAGCUCGACAAAGGGAUGUUCUUAAUCACUUCUGGAACAUAUGGAGAAAUGAGGAUUCGACGUCUCUUCGUGAGUCUCAUCGUGCGGCCGGAAGAACUGUACAAGAUAUUAAAGUUGGAGAUGUCGUUCUUGUCCACAAUGGAGGAAACAGACUUUUAUGGAAACUUGGCACUAUCAAAGAACUGAUAUAUGGAAGAGGCAAAUAUAAAAGGGUAGCAACUGUAAUGAUUGAUACUGGACUUAUAAAUCGCCAUUUAACAAAGUUAUAUCCACUGAAAGUGUCAUUGAAAAAUGGCCUGCUAAGAUAA